Messenger RNA from Formica exsecta, 1782 nucleotides. RefSeq names its product mesencephalic astrocyte-derived neurotrophic factor homolog (gene Manf). Bases 205 to 735 code for a protein of 176 amino acids. Gene Ontology annotation, cellular component: endoplasmic reticulum. Gene Ontology annotation, biological process: dopaminergic neuron differentiation; neuron projection development. The transcript is spliced from 5 exons. The record is from RefSeq and is a predicted model, not a curated record. NCBI's taxonomy places the organism in Eukaryota, Metazoa, Arthropoda, Insecta, Hymenoptera, Formicidae.
GGGAUUCCGGGUUUUUGACAGAAGCCAACGUGUAUAAAGUCGUGCGCGGAAUAAACGGCCGUUGAGAUUCGCAGGAUAUUUGUUAAAAAAUCAAGUGGAUGAAUUAAAGUCAUUACACGUCGCUGAUUUAUCGAACGACGAAGACUUUAUAUCGACGAUACGUUGAUUAUUACAUCGAUCGUAAGGAAAACGAAAAAAAGAGAAAUGAAUGCUUCAGUAUCGUUGAUACUUUCCAUAUUUCUUGGAAUUGUGUGUGCUAUUACAGCAUUGAAAGAAGGUGACUGCGAAGUAUGUGUUGCUGUUGUCGAUAAAUUUAGUCAGACAUUGACAGAAGACAUUAAAAGUGAUCCCAAGAAGAUUGAAACAAAGUUUCGAGAAUACUGUAAAGGCACCAAAUCAAAAGAAAAUAGAUUUUGUUAUUAUUUAGGUGGAUUGGAAGAGUCUGCCACUGGUAUUUUAGGUGAGCUGAGUAAACCAUUGUCAUGGUCUAUGCCUGCAAACAAGAUAUGCGAGAAGUUGAAGAAGAAAGAUGCUCAAAUAUGCGACCUGAGAUUUGAAAAACAAAUUGAUCUCAACACGGUGAAUCUAAAGAAGCUCAAAGUGCGCGAUUUGAAAAAGAUUCUGAAUGACUGGGAAGAGACGUGUGAUGGUUGUAUAGAAAAGACAGACUUUAUUAAACGAAUCGAGGAGCUCAAACCUAAAUACUCCAGCAAUAACUCAAAGAAGGAGCUCUGAAGGAUUAUGGUCUUCGAUUUAGACAAGCAAUUAAGUUAGUAUGGCUAAAAUUUGUCUUUAAUUUGCAGAGGAAUUGUUUACAGCAUUUAGAACAUGUAUUUAUUCAUGUAAAUGUCUACAUGAUACAUUAUUUGUAUAGCCUUGUUCUGUCAAAAUUAUCUUUGACUGUCAAAGUGACAGUCUUGAACUAAGACAUUUAAUUUUUAUUAUAUAAUAUAGUAGAUACAUUACCAUAAAAUUAGUAUGAAGCAAACAAUAAUAGACAAUGAAAAUUUUGUCAAACAAUAUAUUUACAUCUUACAAUAAUUUCGAGAGACGUAUUACAUUAGUAGUAUGAUUUCUCUCUCUCUCUCUCUCUCUGAUGUAGCCAUGCUAAUAAUGUACCUAUUUUACUGAAGGUGCUUCAUUUAUAUGAUAUCAACUCGUUAGGCGUAAAUUGAUAUAUAAAACAUUUAUACAAAAAAUUAUUUUCACAUAUAUUUAUCUUUAUUGUUCUUCCUCAUAUAAUAAUACACAGAUAUGUUUGUAUGAUAUGUCCAAAUGAUAUUUAUACUAAAACAUAAUUUAUUAUGUCAAACUUUGUAUGUGUAAGAGAUAUUUUAUCCAAUCAUUAUAUGUUAUAUUCUGGUUCUUUGAUUAUCUAAUUGAAGCGUGAAACAUGAACAAAAUGUACAAUUGAAUUUGUGUAGUAUCUAUCGUGGCCAGUAUUGAUGAACUAUUGUACACAAAUAUGCGAAUUCAACACAAUGCCAAUUUUUGAGAUGAGAAUUAUUUGUAUCGAUAUACACCAACUUUUACAGUUAAACAUGAUAAAAAUAUAUGUAUUCUCGAGAGAAGAGUACGAUAAAUUGAAAUUUACCAUUGCAAUACAAAAAAAUUGUGCAUAAAUAAUAUUUAGAUAAGGUAUUACCGCAUAUCUGUAUGUACUUCUGGAAAUCUCCCAAACUGAGUUAUUUAUUUCGUGAUAAGACUGCGUGAUUACGUUUUCUAUAUCACAUUCAUGAAUCUUGAUACAAGAAGUCAGAAAGAAAUAAAAACAUAUGUGUU